CAGACCUACCUACCACUAGCGGUUCUACAGGUCGCAGGUUCAACUCUUCGAGUUGACGCAGGUAUUGUACACAGGAUGAUAUCAACCACUCCUAUUUUACUAACUAGGAUGACCGGAUUACCAGUUUGGAGAGCAGUCACUCAGCUUUUUCCAAAAAGUUGGAUGACAUCUCUGCCAAACUGGAUCUGAUCUUCACUCACCUUCAGAUCCCUACGACUCCUCCUGCUCCUCCUCCCCUGGACCUUCUCAGGGAAAACCUGCAUCACCCCCACACUCCAGACCUCCAUCUCCACCCCCUACACCCACAUCAAUAGCAGCUUCACAACCCUCGUCACCAUUUGAGUUUCAGCGGCCUAGGCUGACACCGCCACCCAUGUUCUCAGGCGAGGACCCAACAGUGGAUGAGGCUAACUGGGUUGCUGCACAGAGAACCUACCUGAGUGGGUUCAAAUGUGACGAGGACGUGAAGGUGUCAGCCAUCCUUGCUCGCUUGGAGCGAUUAGAAUUGAAAUGGUGUACCUCCACCUCCAGCAAGCAAGGUAUGGAGAUGGCUGACUCGGCGCAGAGGUUGGGGGUGGCUGGAUUUCUGCAGGCCCUGCAGGACCGGUUUGCAGACAAGGAGCAGGCCAGGAAAGCAGCAGACAAAAUUAUGCGCCUGGGCCAGAAAAAGUUUGAUGGCUCCUUGUCCAAACUGUAUUCCACCUUUGAGAGUCUGACAUCGACUCCUGGGUUGGAGAUGAGUGAGCAGGAUCUGCUCAUUCAUUUCCUAAGGGCAGCGCCUGAGCAAUUCCAGCUUGCUUUUUUCUCUCAGGGCCACAAGGACUGGCGGUCUUUUGGCAGAGCAGCCCUGGACUUGGAGUCCAAACUCCAUGUCCAUGAAGCACCUUCUAAAGGAAGGAAGGGACCCUCCUCCAAAGGGCGAAGGAGGAGGAAGGGUGCCCUGUUUGCUGCUGCAACUUCUGGUUCAGAUAGUGACGCAGCAUCCCAUGGAGUUGCAUCCUCAGGGUCUUUCACUUUUGAAGACUUUGAGUUGUAUGAGACGUGGGAGGAGGAUGAUGCUCAGUGUAUUGAUGAUCUUUUCCUGUCCUUGCAGGAGAAGAAGAAGCAUAAGUUUGAACUCAUCCUGCUUCGACCCUUCAUCCUGGGAGCCAAUAUAAGAGGGCUCUUAGACUGUGGGGCUACUCGCAACUUCAUCUCUCCCAAGGCAGUCAGCAAGCUGCACUUGGAUCAGAGGUUGGUGAAAUUGCGACAGCCUUUGGAGGUUCGCAUUGGGGACUCCUCCACAGUCAGGAUUACUACUGUUGUCAAGUGUCUCACUGUGUCCUUUGACAAGCAGGGGGAAGUCAGGCACCGCCUGAACUUCUAUGUGUUUCCUAACGUUCCCUUUGACCUUGUCUUCUCUAUGCAGUGGCUUGGUGCCACCAAUCCUAGGAUCAACUGGCGGAUCCCUAGGGUUGAGCUACCUGACCGGCAUGGGGUAUAUCGCCCUUGCAUGCUCGCUGACGAGUACCAUCCGGCCAGCAGCUAUUACUGCAUGAGUGCUCGCAGAUUUCUGCGAUUCUCACGCCAGACUAACCACGCCCGUCUGUUCGUGGCUUUUGUCAAACAGACUGACGUGGAGACUGCUCCCAGUCCCUCUCAGAUUCAGCAGGUUGUGGAUAGCUUCUCAGAUCUUAUGGAGGAGCCUACUGGACUUGUCCAUAGGCAAACCAAACAUAAGAUUGAGAUCCUGCCUGGCUCGGUCCCUCCCAAGGGCCGGGUCUACAAAAUGUCUCCUGCUGAACUCGAAGAGCUCAGGAAACACAAGAUCGAUCUCAAAUCUGGCUAUCACCAGAUUGAGAUGGCUGAAGGCGAUGUCCACAAGACAACCUUCAAAACCAGUUGUACUGUCCAGGAACAUGCGCAGCAUCUGGCUCUGGUCCUCCAGGCCUUGUGUGCUAACCAGUAUAAGAUCAACAGGGAUAAGUCCUCUUUUGGUUCCUCUGUAGUCUAUCUGGGUCACGUCAUUUCUGGAGAGGGGUUGGCUCCUGAAGCAACGAAAGUUGUUGCCGUUCAGGACUGGCCGCGACCUGCUAACAUUUGUGAUGUCCGGUCAUUCUUGGAGCUUGCAUCGUACUAUAGGAAGUUCAUUAAGAACUUCUCUUCUAUUGCAGUUCCCUUGACUGAUCUCAUAAACAAAGACACUUCCUUUCUUUGGACAUCAGAAUGUCAGGAGGCUUUCACACGUCUCAAGGAGGCCUUGAUUCGUGCCCCUGUCUUGAAGCUACCUGACCCUUCCCUGCCUUUUGUGCUUACUACUGAUAGUAGUCAGUAUGGUGUAGGGGCGGUACUUCAGCAGGAUGAUGGGAAUGGUCUGCAGCCCAUUGAGUAUAUGAGCAAGAAGAUCAAGACUAAAAAGUUGCAGGACUCUACCUUUGAGAAAGAGCUUUAUGAUCUUGUGUCAGCGCUCAAGCAUUGGAAACACUUUCUCCUGGGCAAGCACUUCAAGAUCUUUUCAGAUCACUCCACCCUUCAGUGGGUGAAGUCCCAAGGAGAGCUGAAUGACAAGCUUGCGCGCUAUAUUCAGUUCAUUGACAUGUUUGACUUUGAACUGAGACACAAGAAGGGCUGCUACAAUCGAGUAGCAGAUGCCCUUUCUCGUAGGCCUGACGCUCUUUUUCUGAUCUCCUUCACUCACUCAUUUGGAGAGAGGACACGUCAGACCAUUGGCCAGUUGCUGCCCCAGGAUGAGAUCUUUGGGCCUAUUGUGAGGAAUCUCCAGGACGAUCCUGCCUCUGAACCAGGAUAUACUCUGGUCUCAGGUCUGCCGUAUACAUGCAGCAAAGGUAAGGAGCGCCUGUGCAUUCCCCAGGACCGCAAGCUGCGGACACUUCUGAUGUCAGAGUGUCACGAUGCUCAUGGUCACUUUGGUGCCCUCAAAUCUUAUGCAGCCCUGUCGCAGCGCUUCUUCUGGAAGGAGAUGAGGAGUGACAUACUGCACUAUGUGGAAACCAGUGAGUUAUGCCAAAGGAACAAGGUUGUACGUCGACCUCCUCUUGGCCUACUCAAACCCCUACCUAUCCCUGAUGCACCUGCACAGUUAGUGUCAAUUGACUUGACUGACUUGGGUACUCCGACUACACCGCGUGGUAUGCAUCAGGUCAUGAUAUGUGUGGAUCGGUUCUCCAAAUAUGCAGAGUUCAUCCCCUUACCAACUGAGGCUCGUGUGACAGCCGUUCAGGCGGCGUUUGCUGACAGGUGGGUUACACAUCAUGGGCCACCCACCUCUAUCGUCAGUGACAGAGAUCCCCGAUUUUGCAGCAAUGAAUGGCAAUCCUACUCCAAGGAUUACCUUCAUUCUCGUCUGGAUAUGACAUUUGGUCGGCAUCCUGAAGCCAAUGGACAGGCUGAAGUGAUGAACCAGAUUCUUUUCCAGCUGCUGCGUCUUGUGAUCAGUCCUGAUCAGCAGGACUGGGAUCUCCAUCUGGGUCGUGCACAGCUUGUGUAUAACACGUUUGUACACUCCUUUACUGGCUACACACCCUACCGGUUACACGAGGGUCGUGAGCCAACGCAGCCUCUCGAUAACAUCAUCGACAAGGCUACCCCUACGCUGACACCUGGAACUCCAGAGUUCACCAGGCGUUACCGUGUGGACAUAGAGCGCACCCAUGAGAACAAGAAACCAUUCUUCCAAAAGCUUUAUGAUGAUGUCGUGCAGAGGGAAAGGGAGGCACAGGCAGCAGCCAGAGCCACAAGCAUAGCUGCCCAGGUGACCCUCCUUCAGGUCCCGGAAGCCAAUGCUGAUCCGUUCCAGGAGAGAAUAGCUGCUGCCGUAGCAGCCUUGGUUCGACUGCGGAACUUAGAAGACAGUGAGACCUGUGUAACAACACUGGAGCAGCGGAAUCAAGAGCUACAGGCUGAGAUAAUCAGCCUCAAACAAUCCCAAUUGUCUACCCCCCGCCUUCCUAACCCUCGACCUGCUGCAGUCCCAGCCUCUCAAUCCAACACAGUCCUCAUGGCAAGAGCAAGUGGAACUGUGCCAAGCGUAGGAACCAGUGCCAGCUCCUCAAGCGGCAGCGCCGACAGUUCUGCACUAGUCAUAGUCCCAAAUGCAGGGACAUCAGCCCAAAACGCCUCAGUCCUUACUGGCGUUUGGUACAGCGGUCCCGUAGUGGACAAGCGGGCGGCCACCUUGCCGUCCAAGUACGACGGGAAAGCGGAUAUCACCUCUUGGAUAAGUUCCAUGCGCUCAUACUUCGAGGUCAUGCGGACACCGCAGAAAGACCGAAGCAUGAUCAUGGGCACUAAUACUGAGCCCGCCGUACGAAAUCCCAUCGAGCUCCAAGCUGUUGCUGCAGGUUAUGAAAGAAUUGACCUGACUGAGUGGUUGAAAGUAACUCUUGUGCGCGCCCUUGAGGAUUUUCUCAUCACACGGUACCAAGAUAAGCAUGAUAGGCUCAAGGCUAGGCUGAAGCUUGAGGCCCUCAAGGGCCAAACAUGGAGGUCCUCCAUGCAGGCUUUGGAACAGCACUUGACUCGUCUGUUCACCACUCCAGAUCUAGGAAUGACUGACGUGUCUUGUAUGGAUGUAGUCAUGGGAGUGCCCCCUAAAGAAUACCUCUCCCUGUUAGCACUCAAAGACCAUACCACCUGGCGAGAGCUCAUGACGGACCUAGUCAACCUAGAGGCCAAGGACCUCGCCAGGCGGAAGAAGGCGCCCGCUGCAGGUGGAAAACCACAACGCAAGCAGUAUGGAAGCAGCAACCAGCUUGCCCUGCAUGAACAUUGGGAACAUGAAGAUCAGUCCUACGCGGAUGAUCUGUCUCUAGAUGACGAUCUAGAGCCGGACUCCGAUAUGGGCUGUUCCACAUCAACCAUUGAGUCCUACGUAAACGAAGACGAAAAACUUAAUGCGACAUCAGGGAAACACGCAAAGGGCGUAGAGGAGUCAUCAGCACUCCCUACAACAAGGGAAGCUCGGACAUCAGUUGCAGGCCCCUCCAAUGAGCUUGAAUCUGAUCAACAACCUACUCUUAAAGCCCGGAACGACGCUGAAUCCAAGGCUGCUGCAAUUCAUGUGCUAUACACCGAGCCUUGGGAGGAGUCUAAGGAAGUUGACUUUGACGCUCACAUGGAACAUUGGCUGCUGCUCAAGCAGCAACGCCGUGUUCAAGGGAGUGUGGAGCUUACCUUCUUUAAACUGCUCAUUAACCGCCGAUACAUCCGCGUGCUGAUUGAUAGUGGUUCAACCACUAAUUUCUUUUCUCCUAACGUGAUUCGUAAGGCGGGUCUGGGAAUGAAGCAAGUGGAAUUGCAGAACCCUUGUCAGACCCAGGUGGGCAACCAAGAGGUUGUCACCUCCACACAUGCUGUUAAAGGUGUGCGCGUCACCUUUGACAAGGACCGCACUGUCACACAUGAGCUCAACUUUUAUGUCAUGGACAAGUGUCCGUUCGACGCGGUCAUUGGCUUGGGCUGGUAAAAGGCUCAUUGCCUAAGGACCACGUGGGCAGACAAUCAGUUCGUGGUGUGCAAUGCCAAGGGGAACAAGCGUACCGUCUUAUUGGAUGAAACGCGCGAGUCCCCUGUGACUCUUCUAACUGCAAACAAAUUCUGCAAAUCAGU
This is a messenger RNA of Chara braunii, 5607 nucleotides long. Lineage: Eukaryota; Viridiplantae; Streptophyta; Charophyceae; Charales; Characeae. The record is from the annotation of a GenBank genome assembly.